AUGUAGGUAUGUUGACAUUGUAUCUGUAUUUUUAUAUGUAUGUAUGUGUGUUUCUGUAAACGUAUGGGUCCAUAAACAAAAUAUAUAACACCCAUUGUGUCCUUACUGAAUUCGGGCUCUAGAUUCAUCCUUGCACCCUCAUUUACAAAAUAUUUCUCAUUAUUUACAUACAUACUAUUUACAUACUAAAUAUGGCUUUAUUUGCUUUAGGUGCAGACCUAAAUGCAAAUUAUUAUAAUACCUGAGAAAAUGAAUUGGGGAAAUCCUAUUUAGCAUCUCAGACAUGAAGGCCAGUUAUAAAGUAAUCUGGUACUUAUAGUUAGUGUUUUUAUCUCACCAGAUGUAUAUCCUUUAUACUAGUUUGAGUCCUUCUGAAUUGUUCUUUAGUUCACAUGUUAGUUUGAUCCUGGCCCCACUCUGUCUUUUGGUUUUGGUUUUGUUUCUUUUUAUUUUUUUUUAUUUUUUUUUUGGUUUAUAUUGGCUUAGGCAUUUUAGUAAAAUGUAUUGAACUAACAUUAUGUAACAUGUAUGCCACUUCAUGAUACUCAAUGCAUAGUGACGCAUUAUGUCUUAUGCUCAAAGUCUUAUAAUUCCCCCCUUUUUAUAUGCUACCAUAUCACCUUCUCUUCUGUAAUCUAUUAAUUACUUUUACAAAAACUAAUAAAGCUAAUAUUUGCUCCUGACUCAUCAAUUCCAGGCAUGAAAAAAUAGAUAAAAUAGUAACUAAAGAAUAGUGCCAAGACAAUCAGUGCAUUACAGAGUCAAUAACAGGCAGUGAGCAAGCAAUUUUAAUGAACCACUCUGAGCAUCAUAACCACUGCAGUAUGGUAUGACUAAUUAGAUCAAUUUAAAACCACCAGGCAUCAAUAUCUGCCUCAUUUCAGAUGGAAGUAAAAUCCAGAAGCUCCUACCAGGUGCUUCCAUUACUUCAUCUGAGCUAAGCCCUGCAGUUGAGGGUCAACUCAUUAGCUAAGAGCUGAUCAAUCUCAACCAAUGAGCUAAGCCCUGCACUGUCUGGCUUACUUUAAAGACAAGAGUUUCCAACUGAGAAGAGCCAGGCAACGGAUCCAAGGUAAGUCAAAACAUUACUAAAUAUUACAAAAUGGUUUGACUACUGAUAGAGACUUGAAUCAGGCCACUCAUUCUACAUAUUCAUUACAGCAUACUUUAGUAGUUAGCGUUCUUAGAGUAUUCAUUUAAUAUAGGCAUAUAAACAAAUGGAAAGUCCACAUUUCAAUCUUCAAUUUUGAUGAAUUGUGAAAAAGUCUAUGGGCUGUUUUAAAUGAGGAGCUAAGAAAGACAAAGUUUGCAGAUAAACAUAUAUAAAAAGAAAAAUAUAUUAAAACAAAAAUAUAAAAAUGUUUUUCUAAAUAACCAUCAGCUGUCACUAUUCAAUAUCUUUUAGUAGUUGCUGCUAUUUCUUUGUGUCUGCUAUUCUUUGUGUCUAAUAUAAAGCAUGCCUGUGUAGUUUUUUUCUUUGUGAAAUAAACAAAUGUUUCAAUAAAUUUGUUUCUAGUUUUCAUCACAGUUCUGAAUGCAUCACUCAUUCAGUGUGUUAUAUAUUAUUUGACAACUAAAUAGAGCUAUAACAGGGAAAUUUUACUUAUUUAAAAAACUGCAGUUCGCGUGCAUAGAGAAUUUUCAACAUGUAGGUACCAUAGAGAACUUAAAGAGAACACGUUUUACUCUGCAAUUCUGUUAUCUAUUUAUGGGUAUAUUUAGGAAAAAGAUUUUUUUUUUUUUUUAUAAUACAGAUUACUAGGUAAACUAUAGGCAUAGAAUGUGCAUAAUGGUCAGGCUAUGUUAACAGCUUUCUGUAGAACUGCAGAAAAGUUUAAAAACAUAAGAAAAAAAAAACAACCAAAAGAAUGGUACAUCUGAAUUGUUUGCAAGCUCGGUUCAUUUAAAGAUUUCACAAUAGUGGGUGGUGUAAUUACAUUCAAAAACAAAGAAGCAUUAGGAAUGAGUUUUCAGUAAUGGAUGCACCCCACAAAUGCAUUUACUGCAUCUCUUCAAGCAAUGUACUGCUUUCCACCAAGGUUAAAUGCUAUUUGUUUCUUAGGAGCAUGCAUAUUUUGGAGUAGAGUUUAACCCCUUAAGGACAGAGCCAAAUGUACACGUUGUGAACGAAACAAAAAGUAAACAAAACCUGGCAUUUGCGCUACAUGUCUGUCCAACCGUAAUUCACCUCUUUCAUAUUAAAUACACCCACCCUUAUUAUAUAUCAUUUUAUUCAGGGGAAACAGGGCUUUCAUUUAAUAUCAAAUAUUUAGCUAUGAAACAUAAUUUAAUAUGAAAAAAAUGGAAGAAAAUAAGAUUUUUUUAGAUUUUUUUAGUUCUACAUGACAUUUUAACGGUCAAUGUCAUAAUACUGUUUGCUUUUACUGCAAUAAAAUACACAUAUUUGUAUUCAGCAAAGUCUCACGUGUAAAACAGUACCCCCUAUGUACAGGUUUUAUGGCGUUUUGGGAAGUUACAGGGUCAAAUAUAGCACGUUACAUUUGAAAUUCGCCAGAUUGGUUACGUUGCCUUUGGGACUUUAUAGUAGCCCAGGAAAGAAAUUUACACCCAUAAUGGCAUAUCAUUUGCAAUAGUAGACAACCCAAGGUAUUGCAAAUGGGGUAUGUCCAGUCUUUUUUAGUAGCCAUUUGGUCACAAACACUGGCCAAAGUUAGCGUUAGUAUUUGUUUGUGUGUGAAAAUGCAAAAAAUGCCAAUUUUGGCCAGUGUUUGUGACUAAGUGGCUACUAAAAAAGACUGGACAUACCCUGUUUGCAAUACCUUGGGUUGUCUUCUUUUGCAAAUGGUAUGCCAUCAUAGGGGUAAUUUUCAUUCUUGGGCAACCAUAGGGUCUUAAAGGCAACGUAACCAAUCUGGCGAAUUUUAAUGUGAAAAAUAUGAAACACAAGCCUUAUAUUUGACACUGUAACUUUUCAAAACACCAUAAAACAUGUACAUGAGGGGUACUGUUGUACUCGGGAGACUUCGCUGAACACAACUAUUUGUGUUUCAAAACAGUAAAAAGUAUUGCAGCAAUAAUAUCAUCCUUGUAAUUGCUGUUUGUGCGUGAAAAAUGCAAAAAACGUCACUUUUACUGGCGAUAUCAUCGUUGUAAUACACUUUACUGUUUUGAAACACUAAUAUUUGUGUUCAGCAAAGUCUCCCGAGUAGAACAGUACCACCCAUGUACAGGUUUUAUGGUGUCUUGGUUAAAUAUAGUGCUAGAAAAUUAAAUUCCCUUUACUUUCGGCAUUGGGUUGUCAGGCAGGUCCCGCUAAUUGUAAUUAAUUAAGAUACCUAAUUAUGUAAAAAUAUUAUAUGUAGGAGGGGGCGUGUCCUGACCGCGCAUGUGAGCGGACGUGCAGGAACGGAGCUCUCCCGGCCCGCGGCAAUAAAGCAGCUAUCACAGCCUGAAUAACCCUUCAAAACGAGCAAUAACCUACUACACCCUCAGGUAAACAUCUCUGCUCCUGAUGGCCACGAAAAAAUUUAAGCAAAAAACCCUUAAUCCUCACCUAAAACGGUCACAAACCACGGAGCCUAAAAUCCAAGAUGGCGCCGACGGAUGGCACUCGCCUGCCCACAGCAAUGAUACAGGAGAAUGCCUGUCAGAGCACAGCAGUCCAGCAACAAAUGCCUCAAUCAGGCUAAUUAUGCAGGAGCUCCAAACCUCAUUUAAGGCUGACCUCCUUCAGAUGACCGCUGACAUCAAAGCAGACAUCCAUAGCAUGGGGGAGCGUACUACCCGCCUGGAAGACAGGGCAGACGAACUGGUGGAGGCACAUAAUACAAUAACAGAGGCCUACACAGACUUAGAACGCAAACUAAAAUCCUUGGAAGAAAAGGUGGCCGACCAAGAAGACAGGAGCAGACUAAAUAAUAUCCGUAUAAGGGGUAUACCAGAGACCAUUUCACAACAAGAUUUACCCAGGUACGUCAAAGACCUGUUUAAAACCCUGAUCCCUUCUCGGUCUGAAUUCGACUUGAUCCUGGACAGGACCCACAGACUCCCAAAGCCUAAACAUCUCCCGCCGGACACUGCGAGAGAUACGAUCAUGAGAGUACACCAUUUCACUGUCAAGGACAGAAUCAUGCAGACUUCCAGGACCAUGAACAAAUGGCCGGAAUUAUAUAAAGAUAUCAAGCUGUUCACUGAUCUCUCUUCGGCGACCAUGCUCAAACGCCGAGCCUUUGCACCGAUCACAGAGGCACUAAGAAACGCGAAUAUCCCCUACAAGUGGGGCUUUCCUACGAAGCUACUAAUUAAAAGAAACGGCGUAGACAAGCCCAUCAUGACUCCGGAAGACGGCAAAAAGGCGCUUCAGGAAUGGAACAUACCCUUCCUAUCUACUAGCCCCAGGAAGAAACAAGCAACGGCCCAAGUGCCAAAGGCGCUGUCUAAAGACUGGUCACGAGUUCACAGGGCCCCCCCAAGCACGCGUGGACCCGGACAAGUCACCGACCUGAAAGAUCCGGACUCAACGCCACACCACGCCCUCCAAUGAACUUAACGUACAGGUUUACACUGUUUCUGUUUUAUGUUAUUAUUGUAAGUUUACCCUAAGAUACCCAAUAAGGGUUUAACAGAAGGCCACAGGCCUAGCCGCAACGGGUGAGCGAUACCCGACAGCACUACACUCGACCUAAGUUAUUGUUGAUCCCCUACACAUAAGGAUCCAGUCACCACACCCAGUGUGGUACACCCCCAAGGCUCUAGUAGCCCAACUUCUCCGUUGCUUCAGGCAACCAUAUGUCACCAAACCGUGACUUACGGAAUGUUGUAUAUAGUUUCUCCCCCUGUUUUCCCUUCCUCCUCCGCACCACUCCCCCGCUGAGAGUACUCUGCAAGCACAGCAUAAUUGAUGUACAAGGUUGCAAAAUACCUAGAUCCCCCAGGCACACGAACCCCAUGGGUAUCCUUCGACGCUGCCAGGUUAGGGUAACCACUAGCUCGAUUAAGAAACACAAACCCCUGCCACAGCACCCUACACGUUGGAUAGAUGGUGAUUAAGCUCAUGUCCCUAAAUACCAAGGGGCUCAACUCCCCCAAUAAGCGGAGACUAGCCUUGCAAGAAGCGAAAAAAUGUGGGGCCCAAGUGGCAUUUUUCCAAGAGACCCAUUUCAAAUGGAACUCUAGACCCAAAUUCACCUCAAAGUGGUAUCCUCACGAUUUCCACACAUGUUACUCAGCUAAGAAAAGAGGAGUCUCCACAGUGAUCAGCAAAGAUGUGGCAUUCUCUUUAGUUAGGAAAAUUAGUGACAAAAAAGGUCGAUAUUUAAUUUUACAAUGUAUGUUGAAUAAUGCACCGUAUACUCUGAUCAAUGUAUAUAGCCCUAACGAAAAUCAAAACGAGUUUUUGCAAAUGAUCCUGGCUCUAACUGAUAUGUAUAGUCAUGGGGAGGUGAUCAUUGGAGGCGACACAAAUUGUCUAUUGGACAGCAGACUAGACUCCUCCACCACAGCCCAUAUCAAGAGUUGCACACUCAGACACAGAACUACACUAACAACAAAAAUAUGCUCCACACUGACCGCAGCCCGCAUGGUAGACCCAUGGCGCAUUUUACACCCAACAGACAUAGAUCACACAUGCUACACAGCAGCCCACAACAGCUACUCUCGGAUAGAUAGAUUCCUCAUACCCACCACAUCGAUGGCCCAAAUAGAAGGAGCGACAAUUGGGGUAAUGACGUGGUCCGACCAUGCUCCCAUUACGCUUAGCAUUAAAGAAGCGUUUACCAAUAAAGGAUCCGGCUCCUGGAGACCUAAUGAAUCCCUUCUAGCAGACCCAGCAAUAGUAUCCCAGAUAACGAAAGAUCUACAAAAUUAUAUGGCGGAAAACACGACCGCUGAUUCCGCAAUCGAACAAAUCUGGCUGGCACAUAAGGCGGUCAUACGAGGCAGUUUUAUAAAACAUGCCAGCUACGCUAAAAAGCAGAGAAUGGCCGAGUAUACUAAUCUCUUGGAAGAAAUCCGAACCCUAACACAUUCAAACAAAAGAGACCCAAACCCAGCCACAAAAACAAAACCUCUAGCUCUCCAAAACAAGCUAAACAACAUUGAACUAGCCAAAACAACAUACCUACUCAGGAAACUGAAACACAAUUUCUUUACGAGUGGCAACAAAGCUGGUGCAAUACUGGCAUCACAACUGAAAAAAAGGAAUGUCGCCUCCAGGAUCGCCUUCCUAAAUAACCCCAAGGGCACAAAGGUAACGAACCCCCAAAACAUUGUAGACCAAUUCGCUCAAUACUACGGCGAACUAUAUAACCUCAAACAAGACCCCAAUGUGAACAUACCAACCCCAGACAAAAUAGAUGAUUUCCUAGCUGCCUUGGACCUACCCAAACUGACAGAAAACGACCUAGCACCCUUGACAAGACCCUUCUCUCUAGACGAACUCACGAAAGCCAUUUCUCAACUCCCAGCACACAAAUCACCGGGCCCCGAUGGCUUAACAAAUGAAUACUAUAAAACUUUCUCACCAACCAUAGCGCCACUGCUCCUUCAACUAGUCAACAAAUGUGCUACGGCAGGUGCGCUCCCAGAAGAAAUGCUCUUGGCACAUAUCUCUACUCUCCCCAAACCCGGCAAACCCCCUACACAAUGCAAAAAUUUCCGGCCUAUAUCCCUUCUAAAUGGAGAUGCCAAGCUAUACGCGAAGCUACUCAGUAACCGACUCGCCCCCCUCCUGCAUAAAAUAAUCCACAACGACCAAUCUGGGUUUAUCAGAGGCCGCCAGGGCUCGGACAACACCAGGAAAAUUUUAAACAUGAUCUCCACAUUGGAGUCCAACAGAUCAUCAGGCCUCCUCCUCACCUUAGACGCGGAGAAGGCCUUCGAUCGCCUAAAUUGGGCCUAUAUGACUAAAGUUUUAGCACAAUUUAACUUUCCAGAAUCCACCAUAACUAGCAUUAUGGCUCUAUACCAUCGCCCAGCAGCAAAGGUAUCACACAGAGGGUUCCUCUCCGCUGCAUUCUCCAUCACAAAUGGCACCCGCCAGGGAUGCCCCUUGUCACCCCUUCUGUACAUACUUGCCCUAGGACCCCUGGCACAAAAGAUCCGAACACACCCCGAGAUACUAGGAGUCAAUAUCCACAACAAAAUGUACAGUCUAGCCUUGUUUGCCGAGGACAUAUUUAUAGCACUGUCAGACCCACGACGCUCUCUUACUCCCCUGUUAGACCUCCUACAGAAAUUUGGCGAUAUCUCCUACUACCGCCUAAACCAAGACAAAACCCAAGCCCUACCAAUAAACCUGCCAAAGCCCUUGCUGGACACACUCCAGACCUCCUACCAGUUCGACUGGAAACCACACUCUAUCACAUACCUGGGAAUAAAGAUAGCACCCACAAUUUCUGCCACUUCACAACUAAACUACAAACCUCUAAUAACACUAUGUAAAGUGGAAAUGAACAGAUGGAAACACGCAAAACUCUUGUGGUUAGGAAGAAUUAACACAUACAAAAUGAUGAUCCUGCCACGUAUUCUUUAUAUUUUUAGGAUGAUACCGUUAGGGAUCACGCCCCAAUUUUGUAAAGCACUACAAAAAUUAUGUGGCGCUUAUAUCUGGAGCGGGAAAAGACCCCGGGUAUCCUUAGCACUUCUCCAGACCGCUCCACGACUUGGAGGAGUGGGUCUCCCAAACCUGAGGCAAUACCACAGAGCAGCGAUUCUCUCCACGGGCAUACUCCUUCACGCUACACCAGGCACAUUACAGUUGGUGGACAUGGAAAGAACACAAUUUACAGUCAUGUCUCUAACCGACUACCUAUGGACACCGAGGAAGUUUAGAACUAAACGCACAGACCUGUUCUCAACCACACAACUCACAAUAUCCAUAUGGGACACCUUUAUGGAGACUAUAGGCCACAAGGACACACUACACGCCAAAUCCCCAAUCUCAGUCUUGAGAACAAUAGUACCCAACAUUCCCCUUAAGGACUGGAACACAGCAGGAGUGGCAACAAUAUCACAGCUCUUAGACACCAAAGGCAUAAUACCAUUCCCAGUCCUACAAACGCAGUGGCAACUCCCAAACAGAGCUAUCUUUUCUUACCUACAACUAAAAAGUGUGAUACAAGCACACACACCUUCACUGCAUACAUCACUAAACGCGACUAGACUCACUUCUCACUUACUCCUAGACAGAUGCUGGGCAACACCCACAAAACCCAAAACACUUACGCUAUGUUACAAGGCAUGGCAAGAACUCUCAACACCCACAUCGCACCCCUAUAAACUCCACUGGGAGACAGACUGUGGGACAGCACUGACGGACUACGACUGGCUACGCGCCCUCAACGGUCUCUCUAAAUGGACAAAGUGCUACACGCACGUUGAGGCCCACAAAAAACUCCUCUACCGUUGGUACAUGACCCCACAGAGACUCCACCGCAUAUACCCCAAUACGCCCAAAACUUGCUGGAGGUGCAACGCAACUACAGGAACCUUGGAGCAUCUGUGGUGGUCUUGCGGCAGUAUCCAACCACUUUGGACCGCCGUAUCAACGACACUAGACCAACUUCACAUCCCUAAAUUCCAACUGUCGAAAACCUCGUGUCUCCUGCUCCUACUCCCAGCCAACCUCACCCUAGCACAAAAACAGAUUGCAGCUCUUACUAUACUGGCGGCAAGGAACUUGCUAGCACUACAUUGGAAAUCACAGACCUGCCCAUCCUUAGCCCAACUCCAAACCAAACUCACUCAAUACAAAAUCUAUGAAAGAAUGGCAAUAGUAUCCCCACAAAAGAAACUUGCAUUUGAUGUGGGCUGGGGAGACUGGGAGGGGGCGGUGGACGAAAAGGGAGGUGUACCCAGGCAAAAUAUGUGACACAGUACACAGAAAAAAAAAAAAAAAAAGCAACAGUUGACAACUUCCUAACGAAUGCAAUAAGACCUGUUCUCUGAUGAGGACAGGACUCAUACAGUACACAAACGGUACUUGUACCACACUCUACCAGUACUCUCUCCCACUCCCCUUCCCCUCCCUCACCCCCCCCGUGCCUAACCAGCCCCCCCCCACCCCCUACCAAGUUUUCGCCCUACCAUAGGGGCUACCCACUUAUACACCAACGCACUCAUCAAAAAUGAGGCUUGACUCCGGCACUUCCCAACCCGCAAACCUGGGACUAAUUGACACAAAGAACCACCACAGGCCGUACAGCCUACAAUAAUAACUACGUCGGCUGAACAGACCACUCACGCUCAUAACCUUGGUUACGGGAGGAUUCCCUGGCAUGGCUCUCACUUAAGAGCCAGACCACAUAGACGCUUAGGCGACAGUGUACACAAUCUAACAGUUAAGCAGCUUAUGCAUAUACCCAAUUUACUGUGUCGAAAUGCAUGUAUGUACCAAUCCCCCCUGUAUUCCCUCAGGUUCUGCAAAAUCUGCGGAUGUGAUGGUUAUGUAAAAUGCUGAAACCUUGUAUCCCCCCGCUAACAUACCCUUUUUCCUUCUGUACCCCUGACCACAUAUUGAAGAAAUAAUAAAAUACAAAUCUGAAAAAAAAAAAAUAUUAUAUGUAGAAUUAAUAUAUGUAUAUAUAUAUAUAUACGUAUGUGAAUAUAUAUAUAUAUAUAUAUAUACAUAUAUAAUUUUUUUUAAAUCUUUUUAUUUAUAUAUAGGUAUAUAUAUAGUGAUAUAUACGUAUAUAUUUAUGUAUAUAGAUAUAUAUAUUAUUUCGUUCUACGUGUAUUUAUAUAUAUUAAUAUCACAAUACAGUUAGAACGAAAUAACACACAUCUAUAUAUUUUGUAAUAAUUUUUUUAAAUAAUUUUUUUAAUUUUAUUUUUUAACGUAUUUACAUAUUUAAUUUUUUUAUAUUAUAUAUAAAUAUAUAUAUAACAAUAAUUAUAUAUAUAUUUAAUCAGUAUCAGUCUACGUGUAAUUUGAUAUUAAUAUAUAUAUAAAAUACACCUAGACAGUAUAUGUGUGUGUAUGUAUAUGUGUAUAUUUGUGGUCACGGCAUAAAGCUGUAGUAUUAGUAACAUAAAGACAAACAGGGAAUGGAAAUGUCAGUUGUGGUGUGCCGGAACUGACGAGGCAGUAGGCCUGAAAUAAAAGAGGGCCUACCUUAUGAAGUGCUAAAAAGGAGGUGUGGUGGGAGGGGCAACUCGCCAGACCUAACAGGUAAUGAGGGAAGGGCUGAUGUUCCUUAAGAAGGGGAACCAAGCCCCUCCCACAACUUCAGGCCAUGCCUUCCAUUUGUGGUCACGGCAUAAAGCCGUAGCAUUAGUAACAUAAGACAAACAGGGAAUGGAAAUGUCAGUUGUGGUGUGCCGGAACUGACAAGGCAGUAGGCCUGAAAUAAAAGAGGGCAAAAAAGAUAUAACCAGUUUAUUCAUCCUACAAAUAUAUCAUAGCAUAUCACAUAUUCAUGGUCUUGAAUGCUAAGCACAUUUCUUGUAUUGGCUGAGGGAUGUAUCUUGUGUAAGCCGUGGAUUUCCAACGGCCUCAAAUUUUAAUUAUGUGAGCCGGGAUAUUCUUCUUAGAAGCUGUAGUGGCGGCUCCUAUUCUAAAUGAGUGGCCAGAGUAAUUUGCUGAGUUUAAUCCUAAACGGACCAACAACAUCCUAACAUACACCAUGAAUUUACUUGUUGUUAGCUUGUUACCGUGUAACGUAAGGAGUGGUUGUGUAGGGGCUAUGGUACAAGAAGAGAGGUAUUUGUCGAAAACUUCCACCGGACACCAAUUAUUGUUAGUGGGGUAAUAGGUGAUAGUGACAGUCUGUCCUUUAGCAGUAGUUUUGGUAUGGUGUAGGGUAGCACGUAGUGAUCUAGUACUUUUACCAGAUUUGACCUAGUGAUGAAGUCAGGGGAGUUAUAGUUAGUGGUGGUGAACUCUUUGGGCCUAAGAAAACCGUAAAAAGCCAAAUAGAUGGCUGUUUUAAUUACACGGUUUGUAUGGGCUUUGAAUGGUGAGGUGUCUAGCAGAUUGAAUAGUGACUGAAACAAAAGAUUGUGAAUGGGUAGUCUGGACGGUGAGGGUAUAGAGGUGGAGUCUUUAAUACCUUUUAACUUGGUAGGAUGACAGAAAUCGUUGUCUAUUAGGCCAGGUUGUGAGGAUGUGACGUUGAAUACCUGUGACAUACAACUUAAUGGUGUUAUAUGAUAGUGUCAGAUGAAGGUGGCAAAAAUAAAUAAAUGCGAUGAUAGUCUCAAUGGAGAAUUGGUCAGUGACAUUAAAGUCCAGCAAGAAUUUAUUGAACACAUGAUAAGCUCUGCCAUAUGCUUUCCUGGUGUUAUUGGAAAGACCGAGUUGCGAAAGUUGUUGCCCGUGAUAGAGCAAUUCUUUUAGUCCCAAACCAAUUCCUGCAACUGAGGUGCUGGAGUCGGUGUCGGGGUAGCUGUUGGUAGUGCUGCCCGGAACUCCUGAAACCGAGACCAUGAUAAUUGAUCAGCAGCGAUAUUGAGCACCCCAGGAACAUGAAUGCAAGUUAAAAGAAAACUGUGUUUAGCAGCUAGCCAAGUGAGAGUCCUCAUAAACCGCAUGAUGGCCAGGGAAGAGGAACAACCCUUGUUUACAAUAUGGCACGUUGCCAUGUUGUCAGAGAAGCAAUGCACCGUCUUCCCAGACCAGCCAGCUCCCCACUUAACUGCUGCUGCCACAAUGGGGUAAAGUUUGAAUAAGGCUGAUGUGUCUUUGAACUUGGGGAUUGCAGUAAUUUCCCCUGGCCACUUACCCCACAUCCAUUCAUUGCCACAAAUAGCUGCGAACCCUGAUGUGGCAGCGGCAUCCGUCCAUAAUGACACUGACUUAUCUGACCAUACCGGGAUAAAAAUGCUUUUCCCAUUCCAAUUUAGCAAAAAUUCUCUCCACAUAUGUAGGUUAGCGGUGGCAUGUAUGUCUAACGUAAUGCGGGUGGUAUCAGAGUGAAACAGGGGAAAUAGCCUAAGCAAACGGGAUAUGAACGCUCUCCCCUGUGGAAUUAAUUUCAUGGGAAAUUUAGGGAACCCAACAGGGAUUGUAAUUCUUUCCUAUUACACAAGCCACCUGCUAGGUAAAGAUCAAUGGCUGCUAGGAUGCGAUUAAUCUUCUCCCCGGGGAGGCUAGCCUGCAUAUGUACAGAGUCCAGUACCACUCCCAAGAAGUUGAUGAUCGUAUCUGGACCUUCAGUCUUUGCUGGUGAAACAGGUACCCCUAGUUGUGUGAACAGUCGCGUUACGGACAGAAGGCUACUAGGAGGUACCAGGUUCCUUUCUAUGGUCAGGAAGUCGUCCAGGUAAUGUAUUACGGUUGGGCAUUUACAGAUGUUAAGCAGCAUCCAGCACAACGUCUCAGCAAAUAUAUCAAAAAUCCUGGGGCUGCUCUUAGAACCAAAGGUGAGGCGUGUGAAAAAAUAAUACGAACCUUGCCACUUAACACCAUGUAAAUGCCACAGGGAAGGGUGGAUAGGGAGUAACUUAAAGGCGUUCACAAUAUCAGUUUUACUCAGCCAUGCCCCUACCCCGGCAGAGAGGAUGGCAGUGAUGGCAUUAUCUAUGGUCGCAUAUUGGAGGGAAAAUUCUUCUGAUGGAAUAAGAGAAUUGAGACUUGGGGUAGGUGAUGCAUGGGGAGCAGAUAGGUCGAGAAUUAACCUAUGCUUAUUGGAGGAUUUGUUAGUGACCAGUCCUAUGGGAUUAGUUCUCCAGACCGCGAAAGGCGGGGAGACGAAAGGGCCUAUUACGAAACCUUGGUCGACUUCCUUCUGGAGGAUUAGGUUCAUAGUGUCUGGAGCUGCUAGGGCUGUCUGCAAGUUUUUACAUUCCAAGAUUCCCGUAGGCAUGUGAAUAAUACCCGUGUGAAGCCCCAAAGUAAAUCCUGCUACCAAAAACUCGAGAUGUCGCGAUGGGUGCUCACACAAAAGCUUUUCCAGUAGAGAGACAUUAAGAGAUGAUAAAUACUGCUUAGGAUAUAAUUUAUUGAGGCACAUUACUUUUGAGUGAGCCCUGAAACAUUUUGAGCAGACGUGAAGCAGUCUACAGGCACUGUAUCUGCAAGUGCCAGUGUUAAAAUUGUUACAGACUUGCGAUUUUCCCAAAAACACUAUAUCACGGCCUAGUUUGUCUUUCAGACCUCUGCCUGUUCUCCCAGUGGGCAUCAUGUUAGUAGGGGGAAAAACAGCAUUCACCUUGGGAGAGUUAGGGCACAGAUUAGCCAUGUGGGAGUUGGACAAGCAAAUGGCACAAGCUGGGGUUUUGAGGCCCGCAAAGUGCCGACAAAAAAGCUAUGUAUUAAGCACACCCCAAUCAGUUUGAUGAUUAAACUGAGUAAGAGAGGCCGACGCCUUCGCGGAAAAGGCACAGUGUUAGUCGUAAAAGGACGUACCACCGUACUUGUGCCCCAAAUCCACCAGCUUGUGGAGAUAAAGGUCCAACUCUUCUCUCCUAUCCGGAUAUACUGAGCAAAUCACAUCUCUGUAUAUCCCGAAAGCUAACACAAAUUCGGGGAUAGAUAGCUUCCGAUUUAACCUAGGGUCCCUAGAUUAUCUGCAUCCAACUUGUCAAGUUUAUUGGUAAUACAGCCCAAAGAGGUGAGGACUGAGGACAAAACAGUAUGCAGAUCAGAAGACUGGCUGCCACUGGACCCGCAAGGACCUCACUCUCACAUGGCCGGGGGGGCUUCCAGGGGGUCAGACGUGCUGUGGGGGGCUCCCUGGGAGUCCCCCCAACCGCGAUCGCCAGCGUGGGAUCGUCAGCAACCAGGUAAGUAUAGAAAGACCGGAGGGUGUACUAUUACGCCCGGCGGCGUUUAGAGCCGCCUAAAAUAGGGCGUAAUAGUACGCCCUCUGGUCUUAAGGGGUUAAGCAAUAGAUUCCCAACAAAAUGAGUAACAGGUAUUGGCUGUAAUCAAAAUAAUGCUUUUGUUUGAAUGUUUAGUUUACGCAAUUUGUCUUUUGUACUAAAUGCAUAAGACCAUUUUGUGUGUGUCUAAUAACAGUUUCAUCCAGCCUUCAAAUUACUGGCAGUGUAAUUCAUCUAUCAACAUGUUAAUAAUAAAGUAAUAUUUUUAUAACCUGCAGUGCAAAAUAAAGCUAUCAAGAGUUUUUUUUACAUACUUUUUUUUGUUUUACCAACAGGUACCAGUAAAUAUGUUAAUGAGAAGUCAGAACAUGAAAUUCUGUGUUUCUUGAUACAGUUGCUUGGAGGAACACAACUAAACUAAAGUCACUUCAAAAAUUGAAAUGGAACAGACCCUCGUUGCUUAUGUGGCAGUAUGAGGCUAAAAUUGACAGGGUGAAUGCAGGAAUCAUCAAAAAGGCUUUGAACUAGCACGAGCAAUUUACAAAGCUGGUUUUCAAGCACAGUGGUAUAAGAAUAGCAGAUUACUGUAUACAACUUGUCUAAGGGUUUGUAUGAUAGAGUUGUGCAAGAGUAUAUGUGCAACAUUAGAAACCAUUGUGAGAUGCGCGGUGCACUUGUACUGGUUUAAAGUGUGCAGGCAGCUAUGCUACGGGAUGCAUGCUUGCAGUGUGACAUGUGGUCAUGACAAAUUCUAAAUAGGAGCAAAUUGGACCUGUAUAUAAUUAAUUAGGAGUCAAAUACAGAUGUAUAAGUGGCAAAGACCCCCAAAAGGGACAUCUUCACUUGGCUGUGGGGGGGCAAUGAAAGGUACAUACAUAUAUCUGAAGCAGUCUCUUGGCUACAAUCAUAUUUUACUGAUGACCACUCAUGCAUGAGACUACAACACUGAGGUCUAUGGAGGAUCACACAAGACCACAAGAGUCUCCAAUGACCACAUUUCUGUGAUGAACAAGACAAUACCUGAAUUCUAUUAUCACUGGCAAUGGAUGCUUAGUUUGUACAAAUUCGAGAGCACCUUUUGUCAAAUUUUGAUAUCAUCAAGAUCUGUUAUAAGACAAUGUAGUCCGUAUUUUGUCUUAUGAUAUCUUUAAAUUGCUUUGUAAUUUAAAUAACAUUCCAUUGCAGUCAGUAUUUCAUAAAUUUAUUUCCUUAUUCAUAUUCAUGUCAGAAUCACAUAUGGGUUAAGCUCCUCCCUCUCAGCUAGGGCAGGAAUACUAAAUUUAAAUUUGAAGGAUAUUUUAAAAGGACACAACUCCUCAUUACCAUCAGUCUUGUUUUCAUUAAAUCCAGCUGUUAGGCUGUACAGUUUUUCUUUUAAGGUUCACCUGCUAUUUUAGUUUUUCGAUAUGGCCCUCCUAGGGAGUUCAGCCUCUUUCCCAAGAGAUUAACUUAGAUACAUCCCAAGCCAUUUAGGACUCCCUGGGUUGAGGUUACUGAUAAUAGCUCAAAGCAACUGACGAUAUGGUGCUAAUAUUUACUCAUAUACAUUCAUUGUGGUGGUAAGGAAGCCAGAAUUGUCUCCUUCAGUUAUAGCUCUUUCCUAUUGCAGACUCACUUUUUAGGCACUGUUUGAAUUACUCACCUUUGCCUUUGCCUGGUGUUCUGAUUUGCGAGUACCAAUGUGGUCACCAGCAUCUCUAGGAGUGUCUCUGGGCACUCUCCGGGGCAGCCUUUGAGUGGUUGCUUUUGGAACAUCUAUUGUGGCCUCUGGCAUACAGGGAGAUGGUGUGCCCACAUGCUUUUCUCUAAUCACAGCUAUCUUAAUUUUGCCACAAUUGACAUUUUUAAAAUGGCUACUCUGUGUCUUCCAGAACACUGUACACAAGCAUCCUUAAUGUGCCAGUUAGGUAUUUAAAGAGCACUUAAGGAUGCUCUUGAUGGUACAGGAAAGGAAAAAUCUUGUUUUUGUUUUAUUCUUGUUUGUUGAUUUCUUUGUUAUUAACUUUAUUUCUAAAAUGUGGGUGAUUACUUACAGUUUGAGGUUUUCCUUAGAUAACAAUUUACCUUUGUUUUAAUUUACAGCACUUUCAACAUGGCAUCCUCUUCUUCUCCAUAAAGAGAGAGAAUUAGAAGUAAAAGAUGAGCUUUUAGCUUUUAUUACUUAAUAAAAGGGGGCCAUUGGCUACACACACACACACACACACCCACGUGUAUGUGUGUGUGGUCACCAUAUAUACUGGUAUAACCAAUGGCAUAAUAUAGUAUAUAAUAGAUAUAUAUAUAUAUAUAUAUAUAUAUAUAUAUAUAUAUUAUGUAUAUAUAUACAUAUAUAUAUAUUGCAGCAUGAGACAACCUGUAAGAAAAGGAUCUUAUCAUGAAGCAGAAAAAAAUAAAAGAUGUUACGUUGCCCAUCUACAGCAAUCGAGGAGAAGCAUUUUUGUACAGACUGCUUUAGAAUUAUGUAUACACACACAGGUUGUGGAAAGGUGGCGCUAUAGAAUUAUUAUAUUAAAGUGAAUUUAGCUGCUAUACACUCUGUGGGUACUCCUAAAAACCCAACAUACAUAGAAAUCACCAAAAACAAUGGAGGAAAUUUACAGAUUUAUCAGGUGUCUAUCCCUUUAAAUCCUCAAUUCCUGUGAGUGAAGCGCUUCAGUGUAAAUUUAAAUAUUGUGAAUAUAUAUAUGUAGUGCCAGAAAGCACUUACCAUCUAUACAAUGCUCGUAUUUCCGUAUACAUAUAUAAAGGGAAAAAAACAGAUAUAUACAAAUAAUAGUGCAAUAUGUCUAAAGAAUCAAUUUCAAUUAUAUAUGUGAGUUCGAAUGUAAAUUAACUCACAUUUUUUAGAGCCUUUUACAGUGGUAAGGCUCUAAACUUCCAAACGUCUGUGUCUUUUGGGUAGACCACACAACCCCUCUCUCUCAAUGAUGGACCGUCUGUUGUUCUCCAGAGUAUGUUAAGAUAAAACAGAGAAAAGCGUCCAAACUAAGUGUAGUAUUUAGAAUACCAACGUGUAUCAAUGUGGAUAAAAACCAGGAAAAGUGCUCACCUUUUUAAGAGCCUUUUUAUAACUGGCUCUAAGUAUGUAGGUUCAGUGUCAAAUUAUAGGGUGACACUAUCCCUUUCUUGAAUCACUUGUGCAGGAUGCAAUAGGUAUAAUAUAUAGCAAAUAUGUUUAUUAUCAGUAUUAAAAUAUACAGACUAUAUAUAAAAACAAAAAAAGGGGUUAUAUAAAAACAUAUAAGUAAUACUAAUGUAUUCAGUGGUGUAGCAUAAAUCCACUUGCAGCCAAAACGCGUUUCACCGAAAAUCGGCUUCCUCAGUCAGCUUCAGGACGUCUUCUGUCUUCCAUUGCUUUUAAAUCUUUCUUUACCCGCCAAAAGUUCCCUUUUUGCCGGUCCGCGGUGAUUUGCCGUGAUGCGCCCAAACUAGCGUCGCGUCACUUCCGGUUCGAUGUUACUACAUCUCCCAUAGUUCAUUGCGUUUGUAAAUGUCAUUUCCGGUUGUGGACCGCUAUGGUGAUGGGCAAUGAAGUCCUUGAUAUCGUCGUUUUUCAGUUCAUGUUCCAGUUCAUAACAGGCUCAAAAUAAAGAGCCGAAAUGGUGGGAAAAAGAUAUCAAAAGGGCAAGAAGUAUAUAUCAAUGUGCAGUAUUUCAUAUGCGGAUUUCAAAACUUAAAGUUAAAACAAUAUAUACCAUAUAUCUUAUAAACAGUGAUAUUUCUACACUUAAUAAACUUUUCUGUGAAUAAUUCUUUUUUAAAAAACAAGAAAAUAAAAGUGUUUUUGUGAACUAUUAUAUUCUGGGUUUCACAUUGUGCAUAAUAAACAUUUAAAAAGGGGGUAUUCAUACUAUGUUUCACUUAAAUCAUUUUUAAAAUGUAAACUUUUUUGCUUUAUUCCCAAAAUUAUAGCAGAUUGAGUUUAAAAACACCCUAAAGUGGUAUUAAUGUCUCUUGCAGUUGAUGAAUCCUGUCCUUCAGUAUAAUAUAAUAAAAAAUGAAAAGUAUGGAAUAGAAAAAUUGAAAUUAAAAAAGAAUGGAAAAAUGAAAGAUAAAUGAUAAAUAAAUAUAAAAAUAAAAUAAAAUAAAAAUAAAAAUAAAAAUAAAAUUAAAAAUAAAAAUAAAAAUAAAUGAAAAAAUAAUAAAUAAAAAUAAAAAUAAAAAUAAAAAUAAAUGAAUAUAAAAAUAAAAUUAAAAAUAAAAAUAAUAAAAAUAAAAUUAAAGUAAGUGAAAUAAAUAUGAAAUUAAAAUUAAAAAUGAAUGAAUGAAAAAUAAAUAAUAAAAUAAAAAUAAUAAAAAAUAAAUAAUAAAAUAAAAAUAAAAAUUAAUUAAAAUGGUAAAGGUAGAAACGUAGGAAAUUGGAUUUAAAUUAGGGUAGUAGAAAUGACUCGUAAAAAAUAAAAAUAGAUAAAGCAAGAUAUGCUAAAAUAAUAAGAAUGAAAUAAAAUAAAAUAAUUGUUAAAUAUAAAUAGAAAUAAAUUCUGUAUAUAUGUGUAUAAUAAUUAUAAAAAAUGACAUAGUUCAAAAUCUGCAUUAAGACCUAAGGGAGCUAAAGUAUUUAAAUUAAAAAUCCAUUUAGUUUCGAUUUUUCCCAGCUUCCUUAUUUCAUCCUCCCCUCUCCAGUUUAGUGUGACUUUUUGGAUGGCAUAAAAAUCUAAAAACUGUGGAUCUUUGUUAUGUACUAGUCUAAAGUGUUCUGAAACACUAUGUUUUUCGAAACCUUUUUUUAUAUUGCGUACAUGUUCAUUUAUUCUUACGUUUAAGGGGCGUUUUGUUCUUCCUACAUAAAGAAGAUUGCAGGAACAUUUCAAUAAAUAAAUGACUCUUUUUGAAAAGCAUGUAGUCAUUUCCUGUAUUUUGUAUUUCCUUUCCCUUUUGGAAUCGUAGAAUUCUGUAAUGUGUCUUUUUUCGUUCUUUGUACUCCUACAGGCUAGACACUGUCCACAGCCGAAGAAACCCUUAUUUUGAAAAAAAGGAGUGGGUGUCUGAUGUUUUAUAUGAUUCCGUACCAAUUUUUGUUUUAGGUUGGGAGCUCCUCUGUAGAUAAAUCUCGGUUUUUCUGGCAAUAUAGAGUGUAGCAUUGGAUCGUUCCUUAAAAUGGGCCAGUGUCUAUUUACAAUUCGUUUUAUUCUCUGGCUCUCUUGAUUAAAAUUACAAAUGAAAGGUAAGAUGUUUUUGUCGUUUUUUUCCUUUGAUUUGUAUUCUAGCAGUGAGGAUCUCUCCAUGGUUUCUACUUCUUUUAUAGUGCUCAUAAGGGAAUUUUCCAUAUACCCUUUUUCCAUAAAUUGAUUUUUAAUUCUAUUGGCUUGGGUCUUAAAAGUGCUCUGGUCAGUGCAAUUCCUACGGAUUCUCAUUAGUUGUGCUUUUGGGAUAUUUCUCAACCAGGGAGAAAAAUGACAGCUGUUUAAAAAGAUAUAGUUGUUAACGUCUACCUGUUUGAAAAAGGUCUUUGUCUUAAUGUGAUUGUCUUCUAUAAAAAUUGUAAGAUCUAAAAAAUUGACACUUUCUGUGCUAUAUUCCGUGGUUAGUUUUACUCCCCAAUCAUUUGAAUUCAAAAAAGCUAAAAAUGUCUUAAGUGAAUCCUCUGAACCAUUCCAAAUAAAAAAUAUGUCGUCUAUGUACCGCUUAUAGGAGACCAGGUUCGCUCUCCAGUUAGUAUUUUCAUUAAUAUAUUCUUCUUCCCAAAAUGCCAUAAAUAGAUUGGCAUAACUGGGAGCGAACCUGGUUCCCAUAGCGGUACCUACUUUUUGUAGAAAAAACUCAUCAUUAAACCAAAAGUAAUUGUUACUUAAAAUUAAUUCUAUUCCUUCAAUUAUGAAAUUAAUUUGUUCUUCUGGAUAAAGAUUUUCUUUCCUUAGAAAGGAAUUGGUGGCUUCUAUGCCUUUAGUGUGUGAGAUAAUUGGUUCAGAGGAUUCACUUAAGACAUUUUUAGCUUUUUUGAAUUCAAAUGAUUGGGGAGUAAAACUAACCACGGAAUAUAGCACAGAAAGUGUCAAUUUUUUAGAUCUUACAAUUUUUAUAGAAGACAAUCACAUUAAGACAAAGACCUUUUUCAAACAGGUAGACGUUAACAACUAUAUCUUUUUAAACAGCUGUCAUUUUUCUCCCUGGUUGAGAAAUAUCCCAAAAGCACAACUAAUGAGAAUCCGUAGGAAUUGCACUGACCAGAGCACUUUUAAGACCCAAGCCAAUAGAAUUAAAAAUCAAUUUAUGGAAAAAGGGUAUAUGGAAAAUUCCCUUAUGAGCACUAUAAAAGAAGUAGAAACCAUGGAGAGAUCCUCACUGCUAGAAUACAAAUCAAAGGAAAAAAACGACAAAAACAUCUUACCUUUCAUUUGUAAUUUUAAUCAAGAGAGCCAGAGAAUAAAACGAAUUGUAAAUAGACACUGGCCCAUUUUAAGGAACGAUCCAAUGCUACACUCUAUAUUGCCAGAAAAACCGAGAUUUAUCUACAGAGGAGCUCCCAACCUAAAACAAAAAUUGGUACGGAAUCAUAUAAAACAUCAGACACCCACUCCUUUUUUUCAAAAUAAGGGUUUCUUCGGCUGUGGACAGUGUCUAGCCUGUAGGAGUACAAAGAACGAAAAAAGACACAUUACAGAAUUCUACGAUUCCAAAAGGGAAAGGAAAUACAAAAUACAGGAAAUGACUACAUGCUUUUCAAAAAGAGUCAUUUAUUUAUUGAAAUGUUCCUGCAAUCUUCUUUAUGUAGGAAGAACAAAACGCCCCUUAAACGUAAGAAUAAAUGAACAUGUACGCAAUAUAAAAAAAGGUUUCGAAAAACAUAGUGUUUCAGAACACUUUAGACUAGUACAUAACAAAGAUCCACAGUUUUUAGAUUUUUAUGCCAUCCAAAAAGUCACACUAAACUGGAGAGGGGAGGAUGAAAUAAGGAAGCUGGGAAAAAUCGAAACUAAAUGGAUUUUUAAUUUAAAUACUUUAGCUCCCUUAGGUCUUAAUGCAGAUUUUGAACUAUGUCAUUUUUUAUAAUUAUUAUACACAUAUAUACAGAAUUUAUUUCUAUUUAUAUUUAACAAUUAUUUUAUUUUAUUUCAUUCUUAUUAUUUUAGCAUAUCUUGCUUUAUCUAUUUUUAUUUUUUACGAGUCAUUUCUACUACCCUAAUUUAAAUCCAAUUUCCUACGUUUCUACCUUUACCAUUUUAAUUAAUUUUUAUUUUUAUUUUAUUAUUUAUUUUUUAUUAUUUUUAUUUUAUUAUUUAUUUUUCAUUCAUUCAUUUUUAAUUUUAAUUUCAUAUUUAUUUCACUUACUUUAAUUUUAUUUUUAUUAUUUUUAUUUUUAAUUUUAUUUUUAUAUUUUUUAUUUUUAUUUUUAUUUUUAUUUUUAUUUAUUAUUUUUUCAUUUAUUUUUAUUUUUAUUUUUUUUUAUUUUUAUUUUUAUUUUUAUUUUAUUUUAUUUUUUAUUUUUAUUUAUUUUCAUUUUUAUUCUUUUUUAUUUAUUUUUUAUUUACUUUUAUUUUUUAUUAUAUUAUACUGAAGGACAGGAUUCAUCAACUGCAAGAGACAUUAAUACCACUUUAGGGUGUUUUUAAACUCAAUCUGCUAUAAUUUUGGGAAUAAAGCAAAAAAGUUUACAUUUUAUUAUAAAAAAUGUUUUAAGUGAAACAUAGUAUGAAUACCCCCUUUUUUAAAUGUUUAUUAUGCACAAUGUGAAACCCAGAAUAUAAUAGUUCAUAAAAACUUUUAUUAUUUUUAAAAAAAGAAUUAUUCACAGAAAAGUUUAUUAAGUGUAGAAAUAUCACUGUUUACAAGAUAUAUGGUAUAUAUUGUUUUUAACUUUAAGUUUUAAAAUCCGCAUAUGAAAUAUUGCACACUGAUAUAUACUUCUUGCCCUUUUGAUAUCCUUUUUUUCCCACCAUUUCGGCUCUUUGUUUUGAGCCUGUUAUGAACUGGAACAUGAACUGAAAAACGACGAUAGCAAGGACUUCAUUGCCCAUCACCAUAGCGGUCCGCAACCGGAAAUGACAGUUAUAAACGCAAUGAACUAUGGGAGAUGUAGUAACAUCGAACCGGAAGUGACGCGACGCUAGUUUGGGCGCAUCACGGCAAAUCACCGCGGACCGGCAAAAAGGGAACUUUUGGCGGGUAAAGAAAGAUUUAAAAGCAAUGGAAGACAGAAGACGUCCUGAAGCUGACUGAGGAAGCCGAUUUUCGGUGAAACGCGUUUUGGCUGCAAGUGGAUUUAUGCUACACCACUGAAUACAUUAGUAUUACUUAUAUGUUUUUAUAUAACCCCUUUUUUUGUUUUUAUAUAUAGUCUGUAUAUUUUAAUACUGAUAAUAAACAUAUUUGCUAUAUAUUAUACCUAUUGCAUCCUGCACAAGUGAUUCAAGAAAGGGAUAGUGUCACCCUAUAAUUUGACACUGAACCUACAUACUUAGAGCCAGUUAUAAAAAGGCUCUUAAAAAGGUGAGCACUUUUCCUGGUUUUUAUCCACAUUGAUACACGUUGGUAUUCUAAAUACUACACUUAGUUUGGACGCUUUUCUCUGUUUUAUCUUAACAUACUCUGGAGAACAACAGACGGUCCAUCAUUGAGAGAGAGGGGUUGUGUGGUCUACCCAAAAGACACAGACGUUUGGAAGUUUAGAGCCUUACCACUGUAAAAGGCUCUAAAAAAUGUGAGUUAAUUUACAUUCGAACUCACAUAUAUAAUUGAAAUUGAUUCUUUAGACAUAUUGCACUAUUAUUUGUAUAUAUCUGUUUUUUUCCCUUUAUAUAUGUAUACGGAAAUACGAGCAUUGUAUAGAUGGUAAGUGCUUUCUGGCACUACAUAUAUAUAUUCACAAUAUUUAAAUUUACACUGAAGCGCUUCACUCACGGGAAUUGAGGAUUUAAAGGGAUAGACACCUGAUAAAUCUGUAAAUUUCCUCCAUUGUUUUUGGUGCUUUAGAAUUAUCUCUAAUGAGGUGCAUCUACCUCUUCUGAGACUCCUAAUGCCAGAUUGGUAAAUAUUAAUAUUAAUUCCUGUCCUAAUGUGUUUUACACCCCACCUCCUAUAGAAU
This is a messenger RNA of Pelobates cultripes (western spadefoot toad), 22744 nucleotides long. The record is from the annotation of a GenBank genome assembly. NCBI's taxonomy places the organism in Eukaryota, Metazoa, Chordata, Amphibia, Anura, Pelobatidae.